Aquila chrysaetos chrysaetos is the source of this 9350-nucleotide messenger RNA. It is a transcript of the gene PGAP1, whose product is annotated as post-GPI attachment to proteins inositol deacylase 1. The record is from RefSeq and is a predicted model, not a curated record. Lineage: Eukaryota; Metazoa; Chordata; Aves; Accipitriformes; Accipitridae. Gene Ontology annotation, biological process: GPI anchor metabolic process; endoplasmic reticulum to Golgi vesicle-mediated transport. The transcript has 27 exons. Gene Ontology annotation, molecular function: phosphatidylinositol deacylase activity. Bases 64 to 2880 code for a protein of 938 amino acids. Gene Ontology annotation, cellular component: endoplasmic reticulum.
GAGCCCGCGGGGCGGGGGGGGGGGACGAGGGCUCCGCUCCGCACCUCGGCGCGGCGGGGCGCGAUGGGGCGGGCGGGCCGCCGGCUGCCCGCGUUAGCGGCGGUCUUCUACGGGGCGCUGGCGGCGCUGGUGCUGCUAGGGGUGCGGGACGUGCUCUUCCUCUACGAGGAGAACCGGUGCAGCAUGACCUACAUGUACGAGUACCCCGAGUAUCUGAAAAUAAAAUUACCUAAGAAAACAGCCAGACGAUACCCAGCAUACGAGCUCUAUCUCUAUGGGGAAGGGAACUAUGCUGAAGAAAACAAAAAUCUCCUAUUGACAGGAAUUCCAGUUCUCUUUCUUCCUGGGAAUGCUGGCAGCUACAAACAAGUACGUUCUCUUGGCUCCAUUGCACUUAGAAAAGCAGAAGAUGUUGACUUCAAGUAUCAUUUUAAUUUCUUCAGUGUCAACUUUAAUGAGGAGUUGGUUGCAUUGUAUGGUGGUAGUCUGCAACGACAGACCAAGUUUGUGCAUGAAUGCAUAAAAGUAAUUCUUAAGUUGUACAGGGAUCGAGAAUUUGCACCAACCAGUGUUGCAAUAGUAGGUCAUUCCAUGGGUGGUCUUGUUGCAAGAGCAUUGCUUACUCUGAAGAAUUUUAAGCCUGGACUUAUAAAUCUCCUCAUUACACAAGCCACGCCUCAUGUUGCACCUGUAAUGCCUUUAGACAAAUAUCUUACUGAUUUUUAUACAGCUGUAAACAAUCAUUGGAUUCUAAAAGCCCAAGAUUUAAGAAAUUUAACUACCCUUUCUGUGGCGGGAGGAUUCAGAGAUUACCAAGUUCGUUCAGGACUGGCUUUUCUACCAAGAUUGAGUCAACAUGACAGUGCCUUAUCUGUUGUGAGCUCAGCUGUGCCUAGAGCUUGGGCCUCAACAGACCAUCUCUCCAUAGUGUGGUGCAAAGAAUUGAUCCUGGCUACCAUUAGAGCUUUUUUUGAUCUCAUAGAUGAAAAUACAAGGCAGAUAACUGAGGAUCCAAAGAAGAGAAUGUCUGUACUGCAUCACCACUUUGUGAGACACCCUGCAAAGACAUUUGAGGAAAACCCUGAAGAUUUUACGGAACUCACAGGAGCCUUCAUGUGGAUUCCAGUCAAAGCCUCAAAAUGGACUUAUUCAGUUUACAAUGAUUCUGAUGGAAAAUAUUUCACAUUUCCUCUUGCGAGCCACAGAAAAUCAUACAGUCAUGUUUACUGUGAAAACAGUAUGUUGGACACAAGUAGCUGGAUUUAUGGCUGUAUGAACAGUAAUUCAUCAACGUGCCUGGAAGCUACUGAUUUAUCCUGGAGAGCUGAGUUACUUCCAACCACCAAGGUUGUAAUACUGAAACUUCAGGACUAUACUUCUUUGUCCCACAUUGUCAUUCAGGUACCACCCACAGUUGGCAACAAGUAUACUUUGGACUGUGAAUUCUUCAAACAGGAUUCCAGAACAGUACAGCUUCCUGUAACACAUCUUUUUUCAUUUGGGCUUUCUUCAAGCAAAAUUCUAUUAAAUUCAACAGGCUUACUUUACAAUGUACAGCUCCAGCACUUUAACCGAAUAUAUCAAGCUUUCAAAAUUUAUAUAGAGAGCCACUGCCAGUCACUCAAAGAAAGAAAACCUAGUGUUUACAGACUUCAUGUACCCUGGUCACAUGAAGACUCAAUAAUUGUAGCAAAAGUUCCGUCUUUUACGGAGAUUUCUGCAAAACUGCAUAUUGCUCAGCCUCAAAAUGACGGCAGGGUUCCAGAGUUAAAUAUUUACUCUUCCUCAGACUGUCAGUAUGAAGUAAUUCUGAAGACGUCAGUUUUACAGGUUCUUGGGCAAAUAAUAAGGUUCCAUGCUGGCGCUCUUCCUGUCUAUGUUGUUUCUAAUAUUUUUCUUACUUAUGGAGGACAAUUGAGCACACUGAUGUCAACAGGCCAAUGUUCAGACUUUCCCCUUGAACUAGUUAGGACAGCUAAACCCUACAAAGUAGAACCUCUUAUAAGCAUUGUUGUGUUUCUGCAGGGGUUUAACUGGUUUAGAGAGAUAUGGGAAUCACUGUCACUACCAGAGGUGGAUGCUGCUGUACUGAGUAGUCAGGAUGCAUGGUUCCCCCUUGUGUCCCUGAUUCUAUUUCUUUUUGGGACAGGCAUUGCCUACUGGAGUGGAGUAUUUUUCUCUACAUCUCUGAGACUCUUCUCUUCAUUAUGGUUAACUCUGAUUAGACCUACUGUACUUCAGAAAGAUAACAAGUUGAUUACACCCAGAAGACUCUGUGGGGUGUUAUCCCUUGCUUUGGUUAGCUGGACCACUUGCGGUGCAUUUGCUGUAUUCAUUAUUUACCUUCAAUACUUGUUUAAGGUUAUAAAACUACAUGUGAAUGUAAGAGCAGAACAAAACAUGCUUAAUGGGGAUUCAGACUGCUCAAAAGAAACUUCACAGAACUCCAGUAUAUACACAGUCAAAAACCAGAGUUCAACGGACAGUACCAUAAAAGCAACACAAUCUCUUUCCAACAGUACAACAAUUGCUGAAGCUGUUAACAGUCUUAAGAUGCAUGUUACAAUUCUCAAUUUAUUCACAUGGAUUGUGCUGCUCAACUUGCCAUCUCUAAUUUAUUGGUUAAAAAAUCUCAGGUACAGUGUUAGACUUGAUCCUGAUCCAUGUAGAUCUACAGCUAUUAUCCUCGUAUGCAUUUUAGAAAUUCUCAUGAAUUCAAGUACUUCUGAAGUGAAAUCAAGUAAACUCUUGAAGAUCGCAGCCAAAGUUCCGCUCCCUUUGUCUGUUGCAAUGUUGGCCUUUGGACGAAUGCAUUUAUACAAAGUACCGCACUUUGUAACCCUUUCUCUUCUUCUACAUGUGCUGUGUUGUAUUGUGUAAUGUUCAUUAUACAUAGAGAGAACAGUGCAGCCUAGAAACUUAACACUGGAAAUGGGGCAAAUUUCAACAAAGAAAUGCCUCUAUUAAUAUCAUCAGUAGUUUACAUUAUGUGCGAAAGGGGACAGAACUGUGAAUACUUCAUGAAAAGUUCAUGGUUCUGUUCAUGUUGCUUAGAAAGCUUUUUAUGCUGUUUAUUUCCUGACUCUGAAAAUUAAGUGAAUUAACUAUGUGUGUGUGUAAGCACAUAAAUCAUAUUAGUGUAACAUCUCAAUACUCUGUUUGCCUUGGAGACACUUUGAUAUUUCACUAUACUUCUUUGUUGAAACAGACUUUUUUUUUUUUCUCACUAUGCCAUACAGUGCGUAUGUUCUGAACUUGCAUCUCUUGCAGAUCUAAAAUAUGCUGGUUAAAACUCAAUACAUUUCAAGCACACUGUGACUAUCACAAAAAUACACAGCCAAGUAUACUUUCAAUCAUUUUAUGCUACAUUUAAAAGCUGCCACAGUUGUGUCUAGACAAACUAGAAUGUACUGCUUAUAUAGAACUGUUAUUUCUAUCAAAUCAUUUGUUCAAUCAGUGUGAGUUGAACAUUUGUGAGAUUAUUGAAAGUCUUACACAUUUUACUUUUUCUGAGAGUGAGAAAACAACAAUAUUCUGUGUAGCUUUCUAUUCAGGAAGGAUACCAGCAGAUUCAUAAACAAUUUGCUGUAAUGUUGUUUUAAAACAUUGCCAGUUUUCUCUGGAAUUUAGUCAAUUCUGAAAUUACUCCUUCGACCUUGUCCGUAUGUAGAAGCUAGCAAACAUUGAGGUAUGGUGUGAGUUCACAGUGCAGUUGCUGUACUGCACUGUUUCCAAGUAGACAAGGCAGGGUUUUUUUCCUAUUGUAAAUGGAGAAUCAACUGUCUCAUAAUAAAUGUCCAUAAGUGAAAUUAAUGUGGAAUAGUUACAACACUGUAAAUUCAUGCCCUGCCAUACAGUGCUGACUUCCUCGCGUGGACAAACUCUUCGUAAUAAUGGGACAUACUGACCAUAAUUAUUAGCUCUGUAUACAGUAUUAUCUUAGUGCCUAGAUGCUACAGUGACUGCCAUUUAUAAUAAAGCCUAAAUUAGCUAUGCGUAAGGAAUUCUGUCCCCUGGGUAUGUGUUUUGCCAACAGAAGAAAUCUCAGUAGCCAUUAGGUUAAAAUGAUGUAUUGAUUCUGUGUAGAGAUGAGCCUACUAGCUGUCUCCACUCUGAGAUACCCGUUAUCUUCAUGUGGAAAUACUAGACCAGCUCAAUCGUCUUGCAUGACUAAUAAGAGGAAAUCUGCUACCCACAGGCAAUCAAGUAUAUUCUUGAUAUAGUAGUACAGCCAGCCUGACCCAUUAAUUUUAUUGUAGCUCAUUAAUCUUGCCUGAAGUGCCUCAGUUAGUUCUAGCGUGUUGUUAGGGUCAAUUCAUUUGCGCUGGCUGGAAAGUCUUAAUUCACACAGUGACUUUCCAAAAUGAAGGGCAAAUGUGAAGUAGGCACCUGUUUUGUCCGCUUAGACACAAGUCAGCAGUUCAAGCUAUCAUUAAGUCAUUAAAACUGCUUUAACUGAGUAAGAUUAUUGUAGUUAACCAAACCACUGUCACUGUUAUCAGUAAUCUAUGUGCUGGUACUCUAGUCUUAACCUUUUUUAAAAAAGGUUGGAUUAUACAUAGUGUUUGUAAAUCAGAAAAGUUAUUUGAAUAGAUUAUAUCUUGAUACUUUUUAACCAAAUGUAUGCUACAGUGUGUGUAUAUAUAUAUAUAUAUAAAAAAGAUAAUUUGUGUGUCUAAAUAUACUUGUAGCUAAAUCCACCAGUUGGUUUAACCUAAAAAUUGCUGUUCAGACAUAGAAUAUAGUAGUUUUUCUGCUUUCAAAUGGCUGUGAAUGAAAGAUGGUGGCAGAACUGCACUGGGGCUGGUAAAAGGCUGUCUGUGAAAUGGGCAGGAUCUGAUUUCUGUGGAAGAUAAUUUUCCUUGGCCUUCAUGGUUCUUUUGGCUUGCUACUGUAUUUUAUUCCUGAUUUUGUUUUGCCAUCUUAAUGGGCUCUUUAAGCAUGAAUCCAUUUGUUGGAGCUGUUGGUGGAAUAAAAUAAUAAUCAGAAUAAGGGCAGCAAACAGUUUCUGCAUAUGUAGUAGCUUUGAUAGCUUCCAAAAUCUGCCACAAUGUGAGACUUCUGAAUUAUAGCAGCAUAGAAUAACACCAAUUUUUUCAUUUAAUUAUAUCUUUAAAGCUGAGAAUUGCAUUGAUAGUUAUCACUCUUCAUGAAAUGGGUUACAAAAUCUUGCAUAGAUUCUUACCUGAUUUUCAAGUUGGAGGUAGGAAUAGAUAUAAUCCUGAGUCUGAGAUGUCAGAUGACAGAAUUUAUCACGUCUCACUCAAUGCUCCCUUUUUUUCAGAGAUGAUUUACCUUCACGGGGGAAGGAGGGGAAGUCUUACUGCUACUUUGGAUUUAUAUGCAUUCUGUGUCAUUUGCUAGAUGAAAACUGUUAUCAGAGAUGUGCGUCUGGAUUUUGCAGUGAUUGUGGACUGUGUAACUUCAGCUGUUUGAGUGAUUAGGUGUCUAAUCCCAGCUAGAUUUUUCUAUAUAAUCAGUAGAGGGGGGUGGGAUUAGAACAAGUCCAGAGAACAAUUCAUCCGGUUCUAAGAGACAAUGAAUGAUCCUACUUGCCAUUCUGAAAAAGACAAGAUUUUAUAACAGUCUAAAAUUGUUUUUCAGGUAAAAUACAAUGAUUGUUUGUUGUUACUUUCAGAGAAGAGGCUUCUGUUACGCAAAUUUCUAGUUCUGCCACUGUUCACAAUUAUAAUCUCAGUAGAAAUGUAGCCUAACCCAUUACAAAGACUUUUAAUUGUGUGGAUGAGGAAGGGUAAAUAUUACUGAAAUAUCCUUUAUUAUGAGUAGGCUGCAUUUAUAAAACAGCUGUUGGCAUAUAUAUUGUAAUGUGUCUUAGUACCUGUAAAUUAAAAUUCCAGUUUAUUCUUCAAAUUUCAAAUUAUCUAGACUGUGUGGGAGGAGACCGAGACACAAAUUAGCUUGUAAUCAAUUAGGUCUUUGCUCUGUAAGGGAAGAUUUCUAUUAACAUGCAGACCCAAAUUCUGUUGUUCUCUCCUUUUUCAGAAGUUGAGGUAUUAAUUUUGUAAAACCACUGUUCUUCAUCCAUGUGGAUGUUCACCACAUGUAGAUGGAGUUUAUGCCACAUAAUCAAGCAUUUAGGUUGAGAUUAAGCCACCAUUUUUUGGCUUGUACCUCAGGAUGCAUUCAAAAUAAGAACUAUUUGUGUGGCUAUUUCCUAAUAUUUUUUUAUAAGCUACCAGAAACAGAACAAAAAAACCAGGGUAAGAACCUGGACCACCAAAUGUCACUAAUUUUAGGUACAGCAUACAUGUACAGCUGAAUCUUUGGUAGGGGCAAAGCUUUUAGUGACAUCUCCGUACCCUGAAAUGCUCUUGAAGUCUAUAAUCUUUUCUGGUUGAUAUGAUCAAACAUGUGUUCCUCAUAGUCUUAUCAUGCUGUAAUCAUAGUAGCUACACCUGUAGCUAACAGUUCAUAAGAGGUCUAUAUUUGUCUGGUAAGGAAAAGCUUGUUAUCUCUUAACUGGAAUUACCAAACGUACAUUGAAACUGAACGAAUGAAUGUUGUCCAAAGGUGGUAUUUUCAGUUUUGAUUUAGAAGUUGGUUGUAGGUAUGUCAUGUUUCAGCAUCCUGUUAAAAGGGAAAUUGGGUUUUUUUGGUUUUGGUUGGGGGUGUUUUUUGUUGGGUUUGUUUUAUUUCAAAAAAAAUUGCAGUAAAUGGAAUUUAAGUUAAUUUUAUUUCUAAUAUUCCGCUGUGAUUUUGGUUUUGAGUAAGCUGAUAAAUGUAGCAAUUCAUUCAAAAAUAUUAAUUUGCUAAGUUUUAAAACAAACAAAUGAAUAACACAACAAAAUCCUAAACAGUGUAGUAGUACUAUGCUGCAGAAGACAUAGAGACUGCCUGUAUGUCUAAGUGAACUCUUCAACUAUAACCUAAUUGGGCUACCUUUUAAACUCAGUGUUUAAAAAAAUAAAAUAAAAUGUAUUGAUACUUAAAAAAACCAAAAAGCAUUGUUGCAUAUGUCAGUAUUUGAUACAAAGUCUAAUUUUCCAUGUGUUUGCCAGUAACAAGGUUAUGAACUUGUUACUUGACUUUUUUCUGAAAUCUUAUACAUCUGCUUCUAAGCUUUGUCAGGACAGAAUAAAGUCAAUUAUGUGCCUGUGAAUAAAUGUAAACAUUUGAGAAGCUUUCAUUUGAUCAAGUUUAUUUCAAUACAGUCAUGACUGUGUUUAGACUUUUGUGUUAAUCAUACUGAGAAAAAAAACAGCCAUUUACAGACCUUCAAUACUCUUGAGUUACUGAAAAUGUUUUUUGGAAGCAGUUAUAGUGUCUGUACAAUAAUUGUGCUGCUGUUUUAAGUCACUAAGCUACUAGAAAAUUGUUAGCUGUAAAACAGACUAAAUUCUUAAUGCUUAUUUUCCAUUUUGUGAUGAAUGUUAGUCACUUAAUUUACAGCUUUGGCUCUCUAUAUCUCUUUUUUUCUGGGAGAUAAUCAAGCUAGCUUUCACAAGCACUUAGCACUGUACUGUAAAAGGUUUUAAAACUUUCAUCGCCAUUCCUUUAGGGGAGACAUACUUUUGUCACCAAAGCUACAUGCUGCUCUUGCAUACCUCUGGAAAAGUGUGCCAAUGAAUGAAAAUUGAAAACAGAUUCUUUUUUAUGUUAAAGUAAAAUAGUUUCUCUACUUUUUUUUUUUGAGCCAGAAAUCUGCCCAGCACCUCAAUUUUUCAGGUAUCUAAGCAGGUAACUGCCUCAAAUAUGUGCUUAUUGCCUUGUAGCAUGAAAACCUAAGUCAAAGCUGUGAUGUUUUCACUUUAAUUUUGCUUAAGAUUUAAGGUCUCAUUCUGCAUUCUUAAAUGCAGAUAGAUUUUGCUACUUAUGCUGUCAUAAACAAAUCUUGUAAGCAUGGCCUCUCUACAGUUAUUGGCAGGUUGCAUUCUAGAUUCUGUAGGAAUCUGUGUGGUAUCAGAGCUAAUUUUAGGUCUAUAAAAGUCAGGAAUGGCCCACACAAACUUGUUAUUUUGCGGCACAUCAUUCCAGUUCCUCCUUCCAUACGUGGUUAUCCUUGGUUUGCAGUAUCCUUCUACUGUAGUACAAAACAUAAUGUUCACAGUAAUUGUAGGUACCAUGAUUGACCUAGUGAAGAUACACAGCAGCUGUCCUGUAGACUGUUUUUCUAUUGCAGUUUUGCAUGUUUGUUGAAAUACCAGCAAAGACUUUUUUCCCCUCCAACUUAAAUAAUUUCAGGGUAUAUAUAUUAAGUAUCAAAUGUGCAAGUAUGUUGAUGUUUAGUUUUAUAAAAUGCUAAGUGCACUAUUUCGGGAUCAAUUCAGGCUUCAGUAUUUUCCACUUAUGUCACUUGGAGUGUGAAAACAGUAUGUGAGACUGCAGCACCUGACAACUGAAAUAUUUUGCAUAAGUCUACAAGUAGUAGAUGUGACAUAAAUAAUUAGAGUGCCAGACCAAAAUUGAAAUGUGAAAUUCCUCACUGUGACUUUAAACUUGUAGCUUUCUAGAGCAAGAAGAAUACUGUGCCUUAAACCAGUAAAUGAAUACACUCUAACUGUAGCCUGUGGACUUCUGUAGCCUUAUAUUUGAUUUUUGAAGUUGACCAAAAAUAUUAGUGUGGAUCAUACUGAAACUUGAUUUGGGACAAAUUAUUAAUUAUUAAAAAAUUAUUUUGACCCCCUUUUACUGCACUUACAGAAAUGAAGAUUUUAUGACAAGUACAGUAGAUUUGUGGUUUGGAAUCACACCAACCAAAGUCAGAAAGCCUUAGCUGACCUUAAUUUCUCAAAUCUUUCUAUUGUGACAAAAAGAAAAAUAAGGAAGGAAAACUAGUCUCAGAUGUCUGUCUCAACUUCCAAGUCUGUGUGUCAAAUUUUUAAAAAUUUUGUUCUUUAGUUUCUUCAAAAUAAAAAAAUCCUCUAAUUGUAGUUUAAGCAAAAUAUUGUGUUUAAACCAUUGAGUAUCAAUAUCUACACCACUGUGAGAAGAAAACUAGAUGGGGGUGGGGUUGGUUGGUUGUUUAAAGCUCCAGAAGUUUUGAAUAACAAGUUUCACUUUUUAGGAAAAAAUAUUCAUAUAUAAAACCCUGAAAGGUUUUGGGAGGGGAAGAAAAAAAAGGUUUAUACAUUCUAUUCUUCUCAAUUCAUUAAAGAAAACCAGAAAUAGUCAAGAUCUUAAAAUCUUGUUUUGAUAUAGUAGAAGGAUUUCUUAUGUAUGUUUCUUAAUAUGAAGAGCUCAGGAAAAGCCACCACUGGCUUUCCUUAUGCGUCUCUACAAGAUUCUUUGUAUGUUUUGAACAAACCCUCCCAAAUUCUGACUUUUCCCCCACCUUACUAUUAGUAUUAUGUAAUACUGAAUCUUGAAUAAAGAUGUUAUCUCAAAGCUUA